CUUAGACCUGUGACGUGCGAUUACCAAGCACGCGGUCCAACUUCAAGUUGAGAUGCAUCUUUGUAAAGUCCUGUCAUGAAUUGGCACGCCUAGUACGCGACAGUGCCUGUUGGGCACUUGAACGGGCUCUUUAGCUAUGGUUCUGCACGCUCAAGUUAAAGUCUGUCUGAUUUUGUUGUCCAUCGCAAGCUUGCUGCUCUUCUCUUCCCGAACCGCCCUCGGCGAGCACUAUUACGACGAUCCAUACUCCACGGAGCCGGGCUGGAAUGAGACUGGGGAUGCAGACCCCUACGGCGCAGCAUACGCCUACCCUGGCCGUGGGCUGGACGGCGCCUAUGACGACGAGGCUCCGCGCUCUUGGAGCGUGAGCAUGGACGGAGGCGACGGCGCUCUAGGGGAAGCUGGUGCCGGCGCAGCAGGCGGCUUAGAUGGUGGCAUGGGCGGCGCAGCGGCGUACGCCACGCCGGCCGCUGCCGUGCGGCGGGGACAUGGGGUGGGCGGCGCGGCGGGACACGGCGCGGGCAUGCUAGCCCGCGGCGGGCCGGGCGGGGUUGCAGGGCCAGGGGCAGCAGGCGUGCCGGGCUCGUGCCCAGGUGGAGUGUGCGCGAACCCCGCCAUGUACGAGCAAGACCUCCAUUUCGACCCGCGAUACCCGUACGACAAUUGUCAGUAUGUGGGCGGCUUCGACGCCUUCCAGCUAAACGGCACGGAGACAUGCCACAUGCUGGUGCAGGGAGUGGACGGCCACGCGGACCGGCUUGAGGGCGGCAUGGACGGCCUGUACCUGCUGGCGGGCUGCUUCGAGGGCAAGCCCGUGUACAUGCGCUCGCGCCGCAGCGGGCCGCCGGGCGGCGGGGAGGACCGUGUGCUGUACUUCAACCCCCACUUUGGGGCGUGGGAGUUCGCGGUGGGCAAGGAGCCAAGCGUGGACCAGUUGGUGUUGGCCGGGGACGAGGGACACGUCAGCCCCAUUGACGUGCCGCGCUGGCGGCUGGCGGCGGCCUUCAACGCGGAGCAGGCGGCGCUGCUGCCCUCGGACGAUGAGGAGCUCUACUACGUGGCCGCCGGCGUGUCCGUCAUGUGCGCCGGCGAGGGCGACGACGGGCUGCUGAGCCCCGAGGAACGGAAGCAGCUGCAGGCGCAGCGCGCGGCGGCGGGGCUGAAGGCGGAGGACGAGGCGGAGGGCGAGGAGGCGGCAGGGUUAGGACAGGGCGGGGCAGGCGAGCGGGAGGCGGAGGCAGCGGGCAAGGGCGGCGCGAAGGGCUGGGGUGCGAAGAAGCCGCCGGCACAGCCGGCCAGCGGACGGGCGGGUGGGAAGGCGGGCGGGCGCGGGGCGGGGGCUGCAGGAGGCCGCGGCGGGCGCGCGUCAGCGCGCGGGGACGCCGCGGGCUCUGGCGCCCCUGCCACUUCGUUGGGCGGGCGGACGGGGCGGGCGCGUGCUGUGGGCGGCGAUGUGGAGCUAGAGGCCGAGGUGGUGGAGCUACGGGAAUACUGGCAGCAGCACGAGGAGGAGUUUUAUGAGAGCCGGUACCAGUACGGGGACGCGUAUGGCGGGGCCGCCGGUUACGAUGACACGCGGCAGGGUUACGAUGAUGAGUACGGGCCGUACGGGUACUGAUGUCGGGAAUGUCGGGGAGUUAUGUGUGCUACCCUGCUGAAAUUGCUGUGGCCCGGGGGGGGGGGGGCUGAGUGGCACGACGUAACUAGGAGCCGGCUGGCAGGGACUGAAGGUGUAUGAGCGCGCAUGGCAUAUCAGUUGCGGUGCCCUGUCCUCGGGGUUGCCGUGUGAUGGACGAUGUUGUGUGUGUGUGUAUGUGUAAAAAAAGGAAACGUAAGCCCGCCAUGUGUGUAUGUUUGUGUGCCUGCUGCUUGUACACGCAGACGCAGCCGGACACAGGGCUGGACUCAGGUCGGGGUGGAUGUGUUCAUGGAAUGCUUGGAUUGCGUGGGCAUGCUUCCGUGUGCUUGGGUAGGCAGCCGGCAGCUAUCUAGCUCAGGACGCAACGAGAUGAUGUGCGGACGCAACGUCUCUCCGCGGACUGGAGUUGGAAAUGGCUAGGAUGGUCUACACUGUGUGGUUGCCAGGGCAGAAGCAGGUACUGUUAGCGACCGCUUGCAACUGUAGAGCAUGGCUGCGCGCAUGGCCGCUGGAAAGUCUCCCCGGGGCGGGUGGCCGAUGCAAUCUGAUGUAUGUUUACACACAUGAAUACCGUCCGCCUUCCGGUCGUCUGUAACUGCUGCAAAAG
Chlamydomonas reinhardtii is the source of this 2246-nucleotide messenger RNA. RefSeq lists its product as uncharacterized. The transcript has 5 exons. Bases 137 to 1618 code for a protein of 493 amino acids. The record is from RefSeq and is a predicted model, not a curated record. NCBI's taxonomy places the organism in Eukaryota, Viridiplantae, Chlorophyta, Chlorophyceae, Chlamydomonadales, Chlamydomonadaceae.